AUGUCGUUUUUCGAUUCUAGUUCAAGAUUUCAGUCUAAUAAAUCUGGUAAUACACUAUCUAACUAACUUGCUAAAGCUUUAGGAAAUCCUUCAGUUGCCACUUAUAACAUUACAAUCCCAGUGUAGUCGAAGAAUCCAUCUAUAUCUUCAAAGCAUUAAUCACCGAAUUUCACUUAAGAUUAUAGAGUUUAACCUGCUUAAGGGACAUAUAAUCAUGAUAAAAUGAGCAAUAAAAGACUUUCAGCUGAGCCACUCACUAUUGAAGAACUUUAAAAAAGACUCAAUGUAAAAAGCACUCAAAUGAAAAGACCUUCUUCUAGAACUUCAUUAGUUACCUCCCCUACUUCUUACUUGUAAUAAACCUAGGAAAUUUAGACUACUAAGUAGUGUCUAGAUGGCUGCUAAAUUGAUCGUGAUGUAGGUAGUCUGAGGAAUGAUGGUCAUGACAGUAGAAGAGGGGUAGAAGAUGAAAAUGAAAUGAGCAAUUUAGGUGCAUGCCAAGAAUGUUUUCAAGAGACUCUCAGUAGAAUCUAAAGUGAAAGAAUGAUUAUCACCAGAGAAAUUAACUUGAAUAUCAAGAAUAUAAAGCAAAAGGAAAAUAUCAAAACUUAGCUAAUUGAAAAAAAUUAAAAGAAAAUUCUAAUGCGAAGAAAUAGCUAAGAUUAACUAGGUUCAGCUACUGAAAGGUCUCUAAAUAGUACCUGCAAUUCAAACAAAAGUUUCAACAUUAUGGAUCAGCAAUAUUUCAAAAAGUUAAUAAAGAAUAUAUCCCUUAAAGAAUCAAUAAUUUUCUAAUAAUAGCUGACCCAAUAAUCUAUUAUUACUCAAUAGCAAGCUUAAAAUUUAAAUCCCUCUGAUAACCUUGAACGAAAGCCAGCAAUUAUUCAAACUAAAAAAACCAUCAGAUAGCCUAUUGUUACAUAGAUAAAUCUGCCUAUUAAACCUAAAACUAGCCUUAACUCACCACUAUAAGAAAAAAAGUAGAAGUAAAACCUAACUUCUAGAUGCCAAGUUGAUGGAAUAACUAUAAAACAAUCUUCUUUUAAUAAGGAAGAUGAAAAGUCUAAUAAAAGCCAUGAAAAAUCUAAAAGUAUCAUAGUUAUUGACCAAACUCAAAAUAUUACACUUUAAAGUAAUAGUGGUAGUGGAGCUUCAAUUAUUGAAGAAGCCAAAAACUUUGGAAAAAUAAAUAAACCUAAUGGAAAAAAUAAAAAUAGAAAUUAAAGAUUGAGUAUGGGAGAGUUAAGUAGAGGUGGAGGAAAUUCAGUUGUGUAGAGCUAUAAGUAGGCAGGAAAUUCAUAGUCAAAUAUUGGAUCAAAGAGCUCAAGAACUCACUUGCAAACUUAGAGAUAGAGAUAAGAAAAUAUUAAGUAAAAAAAUAAGCAAAAUUUACCUAGCAAUCAAAGUUCUUCUAUAAUGACUACGAUGGAGACCACAAUGAGAACUAUGAGCACUUUAAAUAAAAGUUAAUCUUAGGUUUAAAUUUAAGUUCAGAAAAAUUAAAAGGAAAAUCAGAAUCCAAAAGCAGGACUUAAGUAAUCUAUCGUUAUGCCAAAGAUGGGAAGCUAGAAUCAGAAUUAGCCUAUAUAAGUCAGUAACAGACAUAUCAGGACUAAAUCAGGAAUAGUACUAUCAAGUGUUCAUAUCGAUUCUAAUAUAGAGUCAGAAGGAAACAAGACCAAAGAUUCAAUUCAAACGAAUCUCUAUGAGAAAAUAUAUAAAAAAUUAGAUAGUGCAUAAAAUAAUACAAUAAGCACCAUUAAUAAUAUUGAUACUACAAAAAAGAAGAUUAUUUAAAUAGAGACUAACUACAUCUAACAAAAUGACGAAAAUGAUUUAAUAUACUAAAAUGAUUCUUUAAAUUUGCUAUCUAACAGAAGUAACUUUGAUAAUGAAAACUAGAGAGACUUCCUAUCUAAUUACAGUCAGGUAAAUCUGAACACAUCAGAUCAAAUAAUUCAGUAGUCAUUUAACAUGAUAAAUUAGGAUUUGUAGCAGUAUUCUAGUUCUAUAUUAGAGAGCCAAAGUCCGAUCUACAAUAAUUCAUAAUAAGAGGAAAUUUCCAAUCAAUUGAAGGAAAGAUUAAUUAAGGGACUUGAAAGUUGUUACAUUUGUCUUACAGAUGAAGAUGAGCAGGCUAUUGCUUCAUUAAGAGAUAUCGAAAAGGAAUCUGACAAAAGUAAAAUUCAGACAAGAAAUAACAAGGAUUCAUAUCUAUAUGAUGAAGAAAUUCAUACUUGUUCAAGUGAUGAGUAGCUGAAGACUGGUGAAGUCACCUUGGAAAACCCUUAAUUUAACAUGACAUAAAAUAUUUCAAAGCUAUCUGGAUCUGAUUAGGAACACGAGAAUAACAUGAAGAGAGAGUUGUAUCAAUUUGUAAAACAUCCUGUAGUAAUGCCUAUGAUAAGUAAGCAGGAUUGUAAUAGACUGUAUGGACCAGGAAGUUUUUAUUAUCAGCCCUUUAACAAUAUAAGUAACAUUAGAGAGACUGAAUAGGAGGAUGAUUACUCGGUUGAAUAUGUUUGA
Stylonychia lemnae is the source of this 2526-nucleotide messenger RNA. Lineage: Eukaryota; Ciliophora; Spirotrichea; Sporadotrichida; Oxytrichidae. The record is from the annotation of a GenBank genome assembly.